UUUAUUGAUUGAUUGAAAAUGAAUGGGAGUCAAUGGGUUGCUAAUGGCGGGUGAUUGCUUGUUAGCCUCAGAAUCUCCCCAUAGGGGGUACACUUUCUGGAUGCUCGCUUACCCCCUUGGUGACAUCCAGCUCUGAUUCCCAUGAAGCAGUAAAAUCCUCCAAACAGCUCCAUGAGGCCAUCUAGUGGACUGAUAGAAGUAGAGCAGCUGGUGGCAGCUUCCUCUGCUCUGAUUCGUCCUCACCACUGACCAAUGAGAACCAGCAGCAUCUUCUCUGUCCAAUAACAAACCACUAUUGAUCCAUGUGUUGAUCAGGUCUCUGUGUUGAGUGAAUGAAAUGGGAUCAUGUGAUGAGAAAAGGCCUCAGUAGUUCCCAGAGUUCAUCAUGUUUUCUAACUGCUUCUUUAGUCUGAGCAACAGUCCAACGAGCCAAUAGGAUUCAACUGACACUGAUAUGACUCAGAGAGAAGCAGCCAAUCAGAGGACAGCUGCUGAUAUUUGGCUUUUCCAGGAGAAAUGAUGUGAGGGAUGAAUGAGUGAUGAUGUGCUGAUGAAUGAUUGGACUGCUGCUCUCAGUGUUUCCUCUCCAGAUGAAGGUGUGGACUCUGCUAUGAGUCAGUGUGAGGACAGAGAGGAGGGGGUCCAUCCCCCUAAACCCCCUCUGUGGGGGGACCAUGACAGCCAGACCAAAGCUCAGAGCCCAGAGACGCAGCACGGACCUGGACCCGGACCCAGACCCACACCUGGACCUGGACCUGGACCCAGACCUGGAUCUGGACCUGCACCUGCACCUGAUCCCAGACCCGAAUCCAGCUGCUUGUCCUUCAAGAGUGACCAUUCAAAGGGAUUUUUUGUCACUUUUAAACAUGAACAUGAAAAAAUCCCUCAGGGACCAGACUGUCCAGGACCUGGACCCAGCUGUGUGUCCAUGAAGAGUGACUGGUCUAUGAGUCAACCUUUAGACUUCAAAGAUGGACGCCACUCUGCUGCUCAAAGAGUGGACCAGGAGAGCUCAGAGGGUCCCAGUGGUCCGUCUGCCCAGCAGCAUCAAACCCACCUGGACUCCAUCUUUAUGCUGCUGGAGGACGACAUCGUCACUUUUGUGAAAAACGAGCUGAAGAAGAUCCAGAAGGUUCUGAGUCCAGAUUACCCAAAAAGCUUCGAGAGUCAGAGAAAGGAUGAGGAGGUGUUGGACGGUGAGGAUGAGGAGCAGAGGAAGAGCAGCAGAGAGGCAUUUCUGAAGAUCACACUGCACUUCCUGAGGAGAAUGAAGCAGGAGGAGCUGGCUGACCGUCUGCAGAGCAGAAGUUAUCAUGGAGUUUGUAAGCGUAAACUCAAAUCUAACCAGCAGAAGACGUUCCAGUGUAUGUUUGAGGGGAUUGCUAAAGCAGGAAACCCAACCGUUCUGUAUCAGAUGUUCACAGAGAUCUACCUCAUGGAGGGAGGGCUGCAGAGGUCAAUGAUGAACUGAGGUCAGACAGAUUGAAACAGCAUCCAGGAAACCAGACAGACCAGAAACA
Etheostoma spectabile (orangethroat darter) is the source of this 1520-nucleotide messenger RNA. RefSeq lists its product as uncharacterized. The record is from RefSeq and is a predicted model, not a curated record. Lineage: Eukaryota; Metazoa; Chordata; Actinopteri; Perciformes; Percidae. The coding region runs from base 533 to 1471 and encodes 312 amino acids. The transcript has 6 exons. Gene Ontology annotation, cellular component: cytoplasm.